AUGUCUCCCGGACUUUCUCGUGCAUCGUGUCUUGACAAACCUCUUGUUAGUUUCUCCGUUGAGGAUAUCCUUGCACUUGUUGGAGUCCUUGAAGUACCCGAACCAUAUAGGACUGAAAGUCACCACUGCUUUCAUGCAGUGGAAGCCUUAUGCCUUCUCCUCGCGCGAUACCGUAAUGCGGGGACCUUGGCCGACUUGACGUUGAUGUAUGACCGGUCCACAAGCUCUCUCACUGAGCUAAUCAAUAGUCUUACCUGUUAUUUGGAACGUACAUGGGGUCACCUUCUUGAUUUUGAUCACUCUUUCCUCCUGUCUUCCUCGCGCCUGGUCACAUACUGUCAGGCUACACAACAAGUCAGCAGGUACCCAUCAUUGCACAUCUGGGCCUUCCUCGACUGCACAUUCCGAGGAGUAUGCCGCCCAGUUCAAAACCAACGGGUUGCAUACAACGGCCAUUUUGCAGGGCAUGCACUCAAGUACUCCGCUUUGGUUUCUCCGGACGGCUUGAUCGUCCAUCUGUUCGGACCAGUCGAAGGACGCCAUAACGACAACUGGCUCUUGCGCGAAUCACACCUUCUUCAAUACUGUGAGGCAUACGCCCGUCGUCCCGAUGUCCCGACUACAGCCCCGCCCGGCGAGCAGUACAUGCAGGUAUACGGUGAUUCCGCAUAUGGUGUCAGUCACCUUAUCCUCAGCCCAUUCAACACACGCUCUGGUGGUCAACUGAGUGCCGAACAGCGCCAGUUCAAUGACACUAUGGGGUCUUUGCGUGUUGAGGUCGAGCAUGGAUUCGCGGAGGUGCUCCGAUAUUGGCCAUUCCUCCGUAUGUGCUGGGUUAUGAAGAUAUAUUGGUCGCCUGUUGGUAUUUGGUACCGUGUUGGUGUGUUACUUACCAAUGCUCGCAAUUGUUUGCAUCCAAACCAGAUAUCGAGAAGAUUUGCAUGUCCUCCACCAACGCUUGAACAAUAUUUCCAUCACUAG
Messenger RNA from Punctularia strigosozonata HHB-11173 SS5, 981 nucleotides. RefSeq lists its product as uncharacterized. Lineage: Eukaryota; Fungi; Basidiomycota; Agaricomycetes; Corticiales; Punctulariaceae. The record is from RefSeq and is a predicted model, not a curated record. The transcript has a single exon. Bases 1 to 981 code for a protein of 326 amino acids.